Molecule: messenger RNA, 1857 nt
Organism: Penicillium olsonii
Lineage: Eukaryota; Fungi; Ascomycota; Eurotiomycetes; Eurotiales; Aspergillaceae
Source: the annotation of a GenBank genome assembly
AUGAAGCUCAUAUCUCUUCUGUUACUGACGGGAGCGCCGUCCGUUCUGGCAAACUGCAAAUGCACUCCAACAAACAGCUGCUGGCCCUCAGCCUCGAAGUGGAAGGGCCUCAACACCACUGUUAACGGGGCCCUCAUCGCCAACGAGCCUCUCGCCAAAUCAUGCUACGCUGGUAUUGGCACUGACCCCUCGCAGUGUCAGGAAAUCAGCAAGAUCUAUGACCUGACUUCCUUCCGAGAGUCAUCUCCAAUUGGAUACGCUUAUCCGGUCAUUGAGACCUGUGCUCCAGUCAAUGGCUCUAUCGCUGGAGUUCCGGUGUGUGAUUUGGGCACUUCGUCGGUUUAUAGUGUCAACGCGACCAAGCCGACGGAUGUCGCAGCUGGUAUCAAGUUUGCUAAAGAAAACAAUGUCCGGCUGGUAAUCAAGAAUACUGGUCAUGAUGUCAGGGCACGAUCUCAGGGAUAUGGAAGCUUGUCUAUCUGGAUGAAACAUAUGAAGCCGGAACUCCAGUUCCAAGACAGAUACCAGCCAUCCAACAGCUCAUGUCAAUCUAAUUGGACCGGAAGUGCGAUUGUCGUUGGAGGCGGGUAUAUCUGGAAGGAGGUAUACGCAUACGCGGCGAAACACGGGCAUAUUGCCGUUGGUGGCUCUUCCGAGGUAAAUAUCCAACUCAAUGACCAUGUGUGUAUGACCUUGCUAACGGUUUGCCUUCAGACUGUCGGUGCAGUUGGAGGAUACAUCCAAGGGGCCGGUCAUGGCCCGGCUACUCAUGAUUUUGGACUCGCAGCAGAUCAGGUCCUCGAGUACAAGGUUGUGCUUGCAUCCGGUGAAAUUGUCAUCGCAAACGAUUGCUCAAAUGUAGACCUCUUCGCCGCGCUCCGUGGUGGUGGUGGUGGUACCUUUGGUGUUGUGGUAUCGGCCACUAUCAGAGUUUACCCUACAAGGCCCAUUCUGAAGCACUCUUUUGUGCUCGCACCACCAAGCACCAACCUGUCUACUUUGAUGAACGCCACCGCAUCGGUUCUCUCCAAAUACCCUGCUCUUUCGGAUGCAGGAUUUUCCGGAAAUGCGCAAAUUACACGGAAGCUUGGAAGCAAAACAAUCUACAGUCAUAAUUUCGCAAAGAUGCUGUCACCGAAUGUCUCUUCAGUCAAAUUGUCAUCUGAAAUCGAAGAAGCGAAAAGGGUCAUGAACAGGCAGCUUGUUGAUUUCCUACGGCCACUCAAUGGGACCGGGCUUACUGUGAUCUCGAAAUUUGAAAAGUUUGAUACUUUCCAGACUUACUUCGCAAGUGGCACUCACGAGUCGGCUGGAUUGAACUACCCCAGUCCUGCCAUGGUGUCUCGCUUCUUUGACAAGCAGUCCCUCAUCAACAACCACAAGAAUAUCACAACUAUGCUGAAGGCAAUCUUCCCUGAAAGCAACUCGAAGGUCCAAGCCAUCGCAUCUUUGCUGGAGCUCUCUCUCGUCGGCGGCGGGGAAGUUCUCAAGCCCAAGCCAAAUACCGCUAUUCACCCAGGAUGGCGAAGCACUUAUUUGUUCAUGGAAAACUUCGAUGUGCCCCCUGCUGAUAGCGGAUUGCAAGGCGUUCGCCAAGUCAGACAGUACGCGAUUUCGAAGAAACUGAACGCGAUGAAGGCUGCUGCUCCUGGCAUCGGCACCUACAUGAAUGAGGCCGAUCCGGAUGAUCCAGACUGGAAGGAAGACUUUUAUGGUGACCGAUAUGAGUGGCUGACAUCCGUUAAGCAGAAGUAUGAUCCCGAGGGGUUGUUCUGGUGCUAUCGCUGUGUUGGCAGUGAGGGUUGGGAAGAGAUUACCGGUCCGACCCUCUACGGGCCUCUCUGUAAAGCCAAGUAA